Messenger RNA from Scatophagus argus, 1951 nucleotides. RefSeq lists its product as uncharacterized. NCBI's taxonomy places the organism in Eukaryota, Metazoa, Chordata, Actinopteri, Scatophagidae. The transcript is spliced from 2 exons. Bases 151 to 849 code for a protein of 232 amino acids. The record is from RefSeq and is a predicted model, not a curated record.
CCGUAUUGCUAAGUGACGUUGUUAUAGUCAUCGUUUAUGCUCGAUGCGAGAAGAUGCAUCGCUGCCCCUGAGAGGUUGUUAAACUCCACGAUAAAUGCCCUACUAAUAAUAAAAAUACAACUUUGACUGUCAUUUUAACGGUUUAACGGCAUGGAGGUAAUCGAGACAAUUGUGAUACAGAGUACUGAAGUGGAGGCAAAGGAAACAGUCGUGUCCGCUGUAGACUCCGAUAAAAGCAAAGCAGAAUUCAUAUGGACACUGCAGGCAACAUGGCACCUGGUCAACACCCGGCUUGAAAUGGAUCAGGCUUUUGACCAACCAGUAUGCAAGAAGAAGAAACUUUGGGAGAUGGUGGCCGAGAAAGUGAACGCCAAACUGAGGGAGUCAGAUGUCACUGAUGUCACCGUGAAGGCGUACGAGUGUGACCUCAAGUGGAGAAACAUGCUGGCCACAUACAGGAAGAACAGCGAGCGGGCCAAAAGGCUCGGGGUGGCCAGCGUCCACUGGGAGUUCUUCAAAGCCAUGCAUGAGGUCCUGGGUAAGAGCAGGGACGAGAUCGAAGCCCAGCGAAGGGCCAAGCUGAGUGGGACGAGAGUCGGCAAGGCCAUAGCCAGCAAGAGGUUCACCCCUAUCCUCCCUACACCCGCCGCCACAGUCGCCCCGUGCUCUGCCCGGCCUCCACAGGACGUCCUGCAGCUGUACAUGGAGCUGCAGGAGAGGAAGAUGAACAUGUGGGCCCAGCAGAAAGCCCUGGAGGAGAGGAAGAUAGAGGCCAUUAACAACCUGGCCCAGGCCAUCUCCAGCCUGGCUCAGAAGAACAGCACACAGACGUCAAAGGACGGACACUAGGACUUGUCCUUGCGGGUCGUCUCCUGGUACCAAAAACUCUUAUGCUGCCGUACAGUUUGAGUAUGUUUUUAGAUUGGUUAUGUUGGCAAUUUUUUUACUGUUACAUUUUUAACAUUAGUUUGGUCAGUCUGAAUCCUGGAGAGACGAACUGGAGAGAGCGUUUGUGUUUCAGAAUGAAUGAAGAUAAAAUGGUUUGAGAGGACAGGACGUACGAGACGUAAACUCACAUAUCACACUGUGGACGUCUGUUGUUUGUGCUGCAAGCAGAUCACAUGACCUCCACUCAAAGUUUAUCUGUGGCUGUGAUCAUCUGUUAUUUUUAUACCAAAAUGGGGAAGAGUGAUUAACGGUUGGCUGAAGUCAGAGAGUAAGAAAACAAAGAAAUUAUCAUAAAUAAGAUUAAUUCAGACAUCCUAACCCCAUCUUACUAUUCACUGAUAUCAAAUAUCAAUAACCUAUGCAACAGUGUGAUUUUCUUUCACACGGGCCUUCGAAGUGGAACAGUCGUCAACAAGCUAACAGAAUGACAUGACGAUUAUGAUCACACAACAUGCAGAGUCGUAGUUAGACUACAACAGUAUUCACACACACAGCAGCUUUUACUGUUAAUGUGUUAUUAAUAUGCACUUUUUUGUUUUCAGUGUGAACCACCGCGUGUUUCCUGCAGAAAUCGCUGCCUUCGCAGAUGUUUUGUCAGUUUUGUCAGAUACGUUGUUAUGGUAUUGUGUCGACCUUGACGCUGUCUAUGUACAACUAACUCAUCAUCAGUGUGAUUAUUACAGAUAGCAGUAGCUCGGGCCUGGAGAUCAGCUUGAACUGGUGAUGUUCGUGCCAGCGUCGAGGUUGUCAUUACCUCAUAACCAUCACAAACUGACACGUUCUUUUGGGCUUAGCAGAGUUUCCAAGAGCAUGGAAAGACUCUCUCUUUAUAUUUUGUGUUCCUAACCAGUAUGCUGCUAUGUCAGUUUUUAUUGGCUGUGAAAUGUACUUCAGCUCUGAUGAAAAAUACGCUGACUUCUACAGUUCUGAUUACCGUUCGCAGUAAGUCUACAGGAUGGCGUCCGUGUCACAGAAAACAAGUUCAUUAAAUCUUUUAUCAGUC